This is a messenger RNA of Oreochromis niloticus (Nile tilapia), 5035 nucleotides long. It is a transcript of the gene kctd5b, whose product is annotated as potassium channel tetramerization domain containing 5b. NCBI's taxonomy places the organism in Eukaryota, Metazoa, Chordata, Actinopteri, Cichliformes, Cichlidae. The record is from RefSeq and is a predicted model, not a curated record. The transcript is spliced from 6 exons. Gene Ontology annotation, biological process: proteasome-mediated ubiquitin-dependent protein catabolic process; protein homooligomerization. Gene Ontology annotation, cellular component: cytoplasm; Cul3-RING ubiquitin ligase complex. Gene Ontology annotation, molecular function: cullin family protein binding. Bases 110 to 886 code for a protein of 258 amino acids.
AGCCGGGGAGGGCCUCUUUUCUCUGGAAUAAUUUAUGCAAGUGUCUGUUAGUGCUGGUGGAGUGGGUUAGUAGGAGUGGCUGAGCUGAGGAGCUGGCAGUUUGCUUUGCAUGAAUCGCGGACUCGAAGUUGGUGGCUGCACCUCCGAUAUUUCCUGUGAGCCGCACAGACAGAGCCGUGCCGAGGCGAGGGCGGAGGAGGCGAGGAGAGGGAUGGCAGAGAACAGCUCCGAGACAAGCGGCUCCGUUCACCGGAGAUGUUUGGGCCAUUCUUCGGCGGAGCGAAACGUUUCAGCUGGGGUCGGGGCUUCAAAAUGGAUUCGACUAAAUGUCGGGGGAACCUAUUUUUUAACUACGAGACAGACGCUGUGUCGAGACCCAAAAUCAUUUCUGUACAGACUGAGCCAAGCUGACCCCGAGCUCGACUCUGACAAGGAUGAAACUGGUGCCUAUCUCAUAGACAGAGACCCCACGUACUUCGGGCCAGUGCUUAACUACUUAAGGCAUGGCAAACUGGUGCUCAACAGGGACUUGGCAGAGGAAGGAGUGUUAGAAGAAGCCGAAUUCUACAACAUCACAUCAUUAAUAAAGCUCAUCAAGGACAAGAUCAGGGAACGCGAUUGCAAAACAUCACAGAUUCCAGUAAAGCAUGUUUACCGGGUGCUGCAGUGCCAGGAGGAGGAGCUCACUCAAAUGGUGUCCACCAUGUCUGACGGCUGGAAGUUUGAACAGCUCGUCAGCAUCGGCUCAUCAUACAACUACGGAAACGAAGACCAAGCUGAGUUCCUGUGUGUAGUCUCCAAGGAGUUGCACAAUCAAUCAUACGGGACAAACAGUGAGCCCAGUGAGAAGGCUAAGAUUCUUCAGGAAAGGGGUUCCCGGAUGUGAAAAGGACUCAGUAUUAUGAGCUCCAGGUGUUAUGAUGCAAACAUAUCAUCUAUGUGGAAGAACGUGCGGCACAAUGGAGAUUUAAAGUGGGGUGUGCAUUUAUUUUGUUUUCCCUCCACUUUUUUUUUUUUUUAGUUUUUUUUUUUAUGUAAAUAAGUCUGUUUACUGACAAUUUGUGCCUGUACAUUUAAACUGGACCUUUUUAUUAAAUUAGCGGCAAGUUUUUUUUUUUCUAACUGAAAGUAAAGAAUUGUAAUCUACAAAUGUUUUAUGCUAUAACAAAUGGCCGCCAUCAUAUAAGGCCAAUGAUUCACUCAGGGUCAUCUGUUGAGUUAAUUCUUAUAUCCUCCAACUCAAGGGUCUGGUAAGGGAUCAGUAUGGUCUUUAUAACUCCGAGCAUCAAACACAAAAAUCAUUGUUUCAGAGAUUCUAAAGAAGGGAAUUGUUGUAUUUGCUCAACGCGUGUGAGUCAGGCUAUUAAACAUAAAAUUAAGCCCAAAAGCAAACUGGUUAAAAAUGGUUACCCAAAGACUUCAAACAGUUUUACUGAGAUUUGUGAUCAUGAGGACCUCAAAUGUUUUGUUUUGCUUUUAAAUUUCAGAUGUUUUUUAGGAAUUGUGACUAUAACUUUUUUUCCCCAGUUGUAAUUAAAAGUUUAAAGAAACGAGGAAUGAUCACCUUAGAGUACAAGAAAUCUUGACUGUAGAUAAAGGGGCAUUAGGUAAUCAGAGGUAGGAAAUGACCUAUAAUAAACAGAAAUAUCUGCCCAAUAUGGCAAUGUUGCAAAGCAAUAUACUUUUUUAAAAAUAUAUACUUCAGGUAAAAGUACCAUGUACUGUAGCGUCCAUCUUUAGUAACCCAGUUAAAUUGAGGUGCUUUUCUUUUUCUUUUUUUUCUUUCUUUUUUUUUUUGUGUGUGUCCUGGCAGGUCAAAUUAACUCUUUGCUUGAAAGUCAACUAUUCAUAUUUGAACUCUGACCCUCUACUGCUAUUAGUUUAUAUAGUUUGCUUUUCUAGGGAGUUUAAAAUAAUCUAUAAAAUGUUCCCAUGAAUUUAAUAGAACUAUAUUUAGAUUGAGUCUGACAGAUAUAUCUGCAUUUAUGACAACUAAUACCUGAAAAUUUAAAGACGAGACCAGAGAAACACCCUUCAGCCAUGUUAGCAGUUUUGAUGUUGCAUACUUUGUCCACCAGAGGGCACUGCAAGUUCGUUGGAGGCAACAUAGCUGCAACCAGCUGAUUUGAGCAUAAGAGUGAUUGCGUAAGUUACAUGGUUCUGAAAGGGGAAACAAAUUGUCUGAUUAAUUGAAAUGUUGAUAUAUUUUUUUAAUUUAGUUUUUUUAACUCCAAUUGUGAAUAUUGGUCGGGCUCUAGAUGCUGCUUGCCUUCUGGUUCUCAGAGUGCCCAAAAACUCUUUAAAAAAAAAAAAAAAAAAAAAAAAAAAAAAAAUCAUUGCUCCAAAAAAAAACAAAACCUGAAAUUGUGAGCAGGUUUAUGUAGGAACUAUUUUCUUUCCAAACUACACCCUUCAGCCAAAGAAAGCAUGUGGCUAGCUGACAUUAUGGGUCAGAGGAGGCAAACGUCGUUAUUUACGUCCUGUCACGAGCCUCACAUGAUGGAUAGGCGCACACUUCCUCCAGCUGGCUGAUGUAGUUCAGUCAAAGAAAAUAGUUCCUGCAGAAAACAUGGUUUGUCCAAUAUUUUUUUUUUUUUUUUUUUAAUACCUGAGUUGCAUUAACGCUGACUUAUAUUUCUGAGUACCACGUCAUGAGUUCCAUUUAGUUAUAAUUAUAUUCAAGAGAUUGCAGACUUGAUGUAUCUAAGACUGUGGAACAGUUUUGGAUGUAACAUUUGAUUUUUAGGCUGAGCUGUCCCCCUUUUUUUUAAAUUUUUUUUUUAAAUUAUUUUUUUUAAUUUAAGUUAUUGUACAUUCAGGAAGUCCUCUUGCCUGUUUAAAGAUUAAGAGUGAUUACAGUUGCUCUGUUUUCUGUUAAUGUGGACCUGUAGUAGUAUAAAGACUUUGAAAGGCUCUUAAGCAUAAGUUUACAUUAAUUAGAAUUUUCUUAGAAAUGUCUGAAGUUUUAAACUAUUUGAGACCUCAUGUUCAUAAAUCUAAAGUUAACUGGUAAAGUCCUCAGGACAGUGGUGACUCCCCCCCCCCUUUCCCCCCGCUGUUGUCUGAGUUAUCCUUAGCUCGUUUAUUUCAUAUGUUUGAGGGAACAUCAUUUGAGAUCAUUUUGUUUUGUUUUGUUUUUUAAGGGUUUGGUUUUGUUUGGGGGUUUUUUUUUGGUUUUUUGGGGGGUUUUUUGUUUUGGGUUUUUUUUGAGGGGAAGUAUUUGCAGCGUUUGGGGACUGGAACUGUUCGAAGGCAGCGGUGAAGGACUUUGUUCAUAUCAAGAUAUUGUUUUCAUGUAAAUAAUCCAAAUUCAAUAUUAAUAUUUAACUCUUAGGAAAACUGCACGUUUUGUACACUGUAUAGAAAAUACAGCUUCAGGUGGAAGUUGUUUAUACUGGAUCUUUAAAAAACAAAACAAAAAAAACGAGAAAACCUUGGCUUCUGUUUUUUUGCAUUGUUUGUACAGGACUAGAGAUUUCGGAGUUGGGGUUUAAAAAAACUAAACAAGAAAAAAAAAAAAAAGAUACUCUGUAAGGCGUCUUUCACUGAGAACAUGCCUGGAACAUGUUUUGAUAACCAAUAACAAAGCUAUACUUGGCUGGCUAUGAAGUUGACUGUUACGUUUCAGAAAAACAAAAAUGUAUUUUUUUUUUUUUUUUUUUCUUGCAGUGUGAUAAGAUUUCUUAGCUUUUUUUUUAAUGUUUAUUUUUAAAUGUGUAGAUUUUCAUACACAGCAUUACAAGCACUACAGUGGGAAACACUGUGCACACUGCUUACAGCCUGUAAUGCUGGUAAUGUAAAUACUGCCUUUUAGAACACUUGUUUUGUUUUUAAAUAGAAAGUUGUUUUCAGGUUUUGAUGUGUGGUUUUGAUAGGUUGGAUAUUUCAUUCACACGUUAUCAUUUAGUGUUGCCUUUUUUCUUUCUCUUCUCCCAGUGACCAAAAUCCAAUGUCUUAUGUGUAUUGAACACAUCGAUCUUAGUGUCAGGGAUGAGUAACUUUUCUUAAUGCUGGCACACUUUGUACAUAUAGACUUGUUAACGACACACAAACCUCCAUUUACUCACACGUACACAUGUACACUCGACUUAAGACCGUUUUUAUAUUGUCGGGAGGAAACGAGUAUGGAUGCAUGUUUUUAAAUAUAGAAAUAUAUAUAUCUAUACACACACAUAUUUAAACACACACAAGGGCUUUUAAAGUGCAAAAUUUGAGAUCUGCAAAGAGGUUCAAUCAGAGUAGACUGGAUUUCCUGCCAGAGCUAGGCUAUGUUUACAUUUGCUAUAGUAUUCUGAAGCCUUCCGAUUAUUUACAGUCUUGCACUCCCUCACACACCUGACAUGUGUGACCGCACCAAUGGCAACUAGCACUCCCCAUAAGCUAAUAUUCACUCUGACAUGCUGACAAAUGUUGAGAUACUCCAUCCAUUUUUAACAGCCAGUGCUUGAGCGUUGCAGACAAUCUUGCUUUCGCCCCCUUUCUUCUUAAAUUUGAUGAAAUGUAUCUGUGUAGGCUCAGAGCUAAGGUUUAUACAAGUCUCUUUUGAGACCUUUUUUUUAAGUGUUUUUGUGUUUGAUUUGCUUGGUUUGGUUGUAAUCUCAUUUAAAAUGCUCUGUUCAGAAGUGUUCAACACCCCCUCUACUUGAGCAGCUACAUUACAUUGAAUGCCCUUCACAGACAGGUUGUCUGGUUUAGAAUCUGGGAUAAUCUUUUAUGUGAUGGACAAACUUAUCAAAUGUGUAGCCUGAUCCUUUUAAGUGCCCAGUUUGUUUUGCAUUCAAGUCAUAAACCACAGAUCACUGUAAUGCAUGACUGAUGAUGAUGAUGAUGAUGAUCACACUCGUAAUCAGAGGGAAUGAAUGUGUCAUUUUUCCUCAAUCUUAACAGUUACAUUAAUAAGGUUCUCAUAUCACUACAUAGAUCACUUCUAUAUGAUCUUAUGCAAUGUUAAAAAUAUACAAACUGAGUAUGAGGGUUAAGGGGAUAGAUCUAUAUGGUCUUGCAUAGGGUAAACCCAAUAAAUUGUUGUCAUUCA